Molecule: messenger RNA, 1831 nt
Organism: Thunnus maccoyii (southern bluefin tuna)
Lineage: Eukaryota; Metazoa; Chordata; Actinopteri; Scombriformes; Scombridae
Product: mixed lineage kinase domain-like protein
Exons: 11
Coding region: 294-1673 (459 amino acids)
Biological process (GO): protein phosphorylation; cell surface receptor signaling pathway
Molecular function (GO): ATP binding; protein kinase activity
Source: RefSeq, a predicted model, not a curated record
AAGUAUACUUUACUACAUCAUUUCAAAACAGAAAUACUGCAGAGAUCCGUGAUAACUUAUGAAAACAUCAGUGGAGUGAGGAACCAGCUAUUCGCAUGGUCUCCUGGUAAUUCUACCAAAAAAUGUCCUAAAUGACCUGAUUCCACUUAACUCCCGGAGAUAAACAGGAAAUUAUGAGCUAAGGGAGGAGCUGAAAGCAAAAGAAGUCAGUUUCACUUUGUCCUAGCGCGCUCAAAACCUGCAUACCUGGUUCGAGACGGACAGCUCUCACUGACUUCAACUUUCAGCUGGUCAUGGACACCAUAAAAAACAUCCUGUCCAUUGCAUCAAAGAUCUACACCCUGGUUGAAAAUGUUAAGGCCAAUAAGAAGCGCUGCCACCGUGUCGCCCAGCGAGUCAAAGCCCUGGGCGAGCUGGUGGGGUCCAUCAAAGAGGGGAAGGAGAUGGUUUUAGAAAAGGCUCUAAAGGAACUCGCCAUCACUCUGGAAUCAGCACAGGAGCUCAUCGAGAAAUACACCUUGGCCAACUGGAUGGAGUGCAUCCUAAAAUAUCGGAGCCAUGGAGACGAGUUCAACAGUGUGAACGAACGCCUUGACGACGCCUUCCAGGUUCUGUCUGUAGCUCUGAAGGUUGAGCAGGGGAACAUGGUUUGCCAGAUUUUUGAUAUGGCACAGGACAAGGUGGACGGGUGGACGGAUGAUGCAGAGCUGAAGAAAUUGAUCCUGGACCACAUGAAGGAGCAGAAGGAGAAAACGGACGCCAUGCUGAUCAACGUGAUAAAAUUCAUGGAGAUGUUGAACAAGCCCAGCCCCAGUGAUGAGGAUAUCCGUCUGAUCAAACCAGAGGAGCUGGAGUACCCCAAAGAGAAAAUCGCGAAAACAUCAAACUCAGAGAUUUACAAAGGACAGUACCGCGGAUUCACAGUGGCCAUCAAGCGAUACAGCAACCCUGUGAACACCUCCCCAAGUGUGGUGGAGGAUGUUUUCAAGAAGGAAGUUGAAACCAUGAAGCGCUUUGAGUCACCCAACAUCCUGCGAAUGUUUGGUAUCUGCAAGCAGGCUGAAGAUGGAUCCAACCCUCAGUACCUCAUCAUCACCGAGUACUGUGAGAAGGGAAGUCUGCGACAGGUUCUGGACUCGAAAUGCGAACUGUCCUGGACCAGGAAAGCUCGAAUGUGUCUGGACGCAGCACAAGGACUCUACCGACUGCACCAGACAGAAGAGAAAAGUAAGGUACAUGGAUGCAUCAAGAGCAGCAGGUUCCUGGUGGAUGAAAGCUACAGAGUCAAGUUGGCAGGUUUUGAGCUGGCGAAAACUGAGUCGUCGCUGAGAAAGAUGACGAAGGGUAGAGACAAAAGGUCGCUGUGCUACUCCUCUCCUCAGAUGCUCAGCAACCUCAACCACACCUACAGCAAGGAGUGUGAGAUUUACAGCUUUGGGAUCGUCCUGUGGGAAGUUGUGACCCGUCAGAGACCUUUUGAAGGUUGUUCAAAUGAGGAAAUCAGUCAGAAAGUAUGCAAUGAGAAAUAUCAAGAGCCGCUCCCUGACGACUGUCCUGAACCACUGAGAUGUCUGAUCAACGCCUGUCGGACCUAUGAUAGCUUCCAGAGGCCAUCUGCUGGAGUGCUGGUGGAUAAACUGCGCAGCGUGGUGGCACAGAUGGAGGAGGAAUGAAACGUUUCAUCCCUCUGCCUCCUCGUCAGCUGUCCUCAGGGAUUCUGCUUGUGAUCGUGCUCAGGAGAAUGUUGUCAAGUCUGAAAACUGGCCUGUAACUAAGAAAAUUAUGAUAUAAUAUAGAGCUGCAAUGAUUAGUUGAUUUAUCGACUAGUCAC